Molecule: messenger RNA, 1282 nt
Organism: Vespa mandarinia (Asian giant hornet)
Lineage: Eukaryota; Metazoa; Arthropoda; Insecta; Hymenoptera; Vespidae
Product: 4-vinylanisole receptor-like
Biological process (GO): detection of chemical stimulus involved in sensory perception of smell; sensory perception of smell
Cellular component (GO): plasma membrane
Molecular function (GO): odorant binding; olfactory receptor activity
Source: RefSeq, a predicted model, not a curated record
AUUAACUUUUCGAGCUUGGUUGCCAUUCGACGAUAGCAUGACACCCGUUGUAUUUUAUUUAACUUACGCUCACCAAAUGAUAGCACUGACAUUAGGGGCAGUGAUUCAUAUCGCUCUAGAUACUCUGAUCAGCGAUCUUCUCCUAAACAUUUGCUGUCAGAUUAGAAUUUUGGAAAAUCGCCUUACAAAUAUCACGAAUGAACGAAAGGUCAUUUUGAAACUUUGCAUUCGUCAUCACGAAUGUAUAUACGGAUUUGCUGCUGACGUAAAUAGAACGUUUAAAUUUGCAAUCUUCGUCCAAUUUCUUGCAAGUACAUUCAUAAUCUGUUUUACUCUAUUCCAAAUAACAAAAAUAUCAGUUAAUAGUAUGGAAUUUUUAAAAAUGACAUUGUUUAUGUUUGGCAUGUUAAUCCAAGUGUAUCUCUACUGCUGGUAUGGGCAUUUAGUCACUGUUAAGAGCAAAGAAAUUAUCUACCAAAUGUUCGAUACAGAUUUGAUGGAGCUAAACAAUGACAUCAAAAAGAGUCUUUUGAUUAUGAUGCAUCGUACGACGAGGCCUAUCGUUAUUAUCGUUAUGAAUCUAUUUCCUUGCACGUUGUGUUGCCAAUUAUCACAAAAAAUUUUAUCGUUAAUACGAAAAAUGAUGAUUUUAGCAUCGUCGUUUACGAUUCUCAGCAUCUGCGGAUGCUGGAGACCUCCAUCUUGGUCAUUAUCGUUUUAUAAACGUUUCGCGUAUAAUUUAUACACGAUCUUUAUAGCUUUUGUAGUAUCUACUGUAUCAUUGUCACAAGCCAUCGGUAUUGUUCUGAACGAAGGCGAUUCGAGUGAUUCUUCCGAUGACAUUUAUAUAUUCUUCGCGAUACUUAUAUCUUGUUUCAAAAUGCUAAGUCUAAUAAUCAAUCGCAAUAAAAUUGUUAAUUUUGUUAGUACUUUAAGACAAAAACCAUACAAACCAUCCGAUGGCGUGGAAACAAGAAUUCAAAUCAAGUUUGACAAUUGGUCGAGAUUGAACACACAUUGUUACGUUUUCUUACUUUUUUUAUCAACCGUUAGUUUCAUAUCCUUGUCUGUAACUACAAAUUUGAGCGAAGAAAUUGCAACGAUAAUUUUCGAUAUAGAUUGGAUAACACUUAGCGAUGACAUCAGGAAAAAUCUUUUGUUUAUGAUGAAACGUACGAUGAAACCAAUCGUCUUCGUCGUCAUAAGAAUUCUUCCUGUCAAUUUCGAUUCUUUCGUCAAAGUACUUAAAACAUCGUACUCGGCAUAUAAUAUUUUGCAGCAG